Sardina pilchardus (European sardine) is the source of this 3258-nucleotide messenger RNA. RefSeq names its product Rab interacting lysosomal protein (gene rilp). Gene Ontology annotation, biological process: cilium assembly. The record is from RefSeq and is a predicted model, not a curated record. The transcript is spliced from 9 exons. The coding region runs from base 439 to 1644 and encodes 401 amino acids. Gene Ontology annotation, molecular function: dynein light intermediate chain binding; small GTPase binding; protein dimerization activity. NCBI's taxonomy places the organism in Eukaryota, Metazoa, Chordata, Actinopteri, Clupeiformes, Clupeidae. Gene Ontology annotation, cellular component: ciliary basal body; cytoplasm.
CGGCAACGAACUCAAGUAGCAUUGGUCAGGAGAGAAGGAGGGUCCAGCUAAGGAAAAUAAGCCAGUGGGAACAGAUUCUUUGCACUAUGCCUUCAUUUCUCUGGACACUGUAAUUUCAGUAUUCAUACUGCGCACAUACGCAUGCCUGUGUUGCUUGCACUAUGUAUUGCGUCGUUAAUCAUUCUAGCCAGGAAGCGCAAGCUACUUCUGCCUGAAACGUCACACUCCGUUUUCGGGCGCUGUGUCUUCUCAUAUCGGACAGUAUUUGAGAAAUUGUGUAUCUUUAGAGAAAGUGUUCUUUUCUCAUGUCGGUAUCAAAUGUCGCGUAAUUGUUGAAACGCAUAGGUCACAGCGCCUUUUUGGGCACAACAUGGCAUAUGCUGACUGUAGUUAGGUACGGACAAGUUUCGAUUCCUAAACGUGGCUCCUAAGACCGAAAUGGAGAAGAGUUGUGAGAAAAUAAGCGACCAUAAACAAGAAAAACCAAAUGGCUGUCUGGAGAGAACGUGUUCGACUCUCACGGUGGACGAUGUGUACGAAAUUGCCAAACUUAUUGGAUCAGAAGUGGAAAAACUUAUUGACGGUUAUGGUAAAGACAGUGCCGAGGGUCUAGUUCCUAAAAUUGUUAAAGUAUUAGAGCUACUGGAAAGCUUUGCUGCGAGAAAUCAUGCUCAUAAAUCAAGAGAGGAGGAACUGUUAAAGGCAUUUGAGACGCUACAGGUUCAACAACAGAAGAAACAACAACGCGGGAUCAAAGAAUGUGAGGAGGGCAACAACACUACUGAAAUACUGGAGUGGCAGCAGAAGGAGAAGAAGUGGCAGAAACAGCUGAAGGAGCUGCAGGAGCAGGUGCUCCAGCAGCAGGAGGAGAACAAGGAGCUGCUGGGCCAACUACGCUGCACCCACUCCCAGGAAGACCGUGUGCAGCGUCAGGAGCGUGAGGUCAUGUUGAAGCUGAAAGAGGUGGUGGACAAACAGAGAGAUGAGAUCCGUGCAAAAGCUCAGGAGAUCGCCUCGGUGUCCAAGGAGGGGGAAGCGUUGCAGGAGCAGCUGGAGCGCUUCAUGAAGAUGAACAGUGAGCUGCGGCACAAGCAGAGUGUCAUGCAGGCGCAGCUGAAGAGCGCCGUGGAGCGCAAGGCCGACAUGGAGGUGGACAUGUGCGAGAAGCAGAAGGAGAUCGAGCGCCUUGCCACCGAACUGGACAAGGCCAGCGCCAACAUGUGCCCCUUAUCUACGCCAACUAUCGAUCUCACUGACAAGAUGAUCAUUGAUCUCAAAGACCCCAACCGGCCAUGCUUCACUAAACAGGAAGUGAGGGACAUGAUCUUUGAGCGCAAUGAGCUGAAGGCCAACCUCUUCCUGGUUCAGGAGGAGCUGUCCUACUACCAGAGGGAAAUCUUGAAUGAUGAGAGGUGCCCAGGCUUCUUGCUGGAUGCGGUGCGUUCUGCAAUAAAGAAGCAGAGAACGGUUAUCAAGGCCAAAAUGUUGGGGGUCCACGUAGACGACUGCAGUAGUGAUGAGGAGGAUAAAGGCCCAUUGUUUGAGAACAAGGACGCAGACAAUGAUGGAGAUUGUACUGACAGUAGACCUCCAGAAUCUCGCAUCAGAAACCUAAUGCAAACAUAUUCAGGUUUGGUUUCCUGACCCGGUCGGGCAGCUACAACAAGAGCCCCAGCCCUAACAACGGCGGCUCGUCCUGGGAAAUCAUCGUCCCCGAAGAUACGGAGCCUGAGGCGGAGGUCGAGCCUCGCCGCUCACCCUGACACCCUCCACUCUCUCCUCCUCCAUCCCCUCCUCUCCGCCUCCACCCCUCCACAACAUGCCUGCUUCUGUGGGGUCCACAGUAAUGUCCAGUCCAGCACACACACAGAUUAGACCCUGCAGGCAAGGCGUGGGCUCAUGCUAUUCGAGGACUACAGUAGACAGAAAAAAAAGGACUCGACUUUCUGUAAAAACCUUUUUUUGAAAGGUUGUUUGUUACUGUCUGGUUUUCCACGAUUACUGAAGGUGGCAGUAUUUCAGGGGAUUGUGAUUCCCUGUUGGUUAUUCGGAAUGAUUUUUAUGAUGGUGUAGAUGUUGUUGAUCAUAUGGCAUACAUUUGGUAUUUCCAACAGAAACUGUAUAUAGUACAUAUUUGUUUUUGAAGUCUGCUCAAAUUUUAGCAGCUAUUUUUGUAGACAUAUUUUAUAUAUUACAAACAUUAACCAAAGAUUCAAACAAGCAUUGAGAACAAACAUUUCUAAUUGCAGGUGCCAUAACUGGACACAAGGGGGCAUUGAAGCAAUAUAUUUUUGACACAGUUUAAUGACAACAAAAAAAAUGUAACAUGCCUUCGAAAGACAUUUUAAAUCUAAUAUCUAAUCAGUGUAACCCAAGGCCAUUUAUAUUAGCACAUAUAAAGCCAUGAGCAGUAUAUUUACCAUAUGUGUUUCUCAGUAUGCACUUUGUAAUGCCCUCCAGCCAGAAUGUACAGAUUUAGUUAUUUCCGGUACUCUUCUUUUAACUCUGAUUCCUCCGUGUUCUGUGUUCAUAGUGCAGUGCAGUUUAUUGUUGUCAACAACUGAAAGUGCUCUUGGACUUACUAUAAUGAUAACCUGGAGAUGACCGCAAAUAUGAUGUCAGGUAGAAACUACUGUACAUUGCAUGCAUUUUUGGUAUUAUGUUUAUUAAAAAUGCAAUCAAAUAUAAUAAAAUGUCAAAAUUAGACACAAGAAUCAUAGAGUGCAUGAUAAUUCUGCAUCAUCUUCAUUAGAAUUCCCUCAUUUGUUGUAGGCUCGGAAGCACUUUUCCUUUUCUUGACAACUGUUAAACACUUGACACCUGUAACAUGGUUGUGGGUGUACAAACAUGAUUCCAUGUUGUAAGUGAGUUUUGUCAAUAGGGCAUUAGCCUCCUCUGUAGUUUGUGGUGGGCUGUGCUUCCUUUAGGUUUAGUGUGUGUAUGUGUGGAAGAGAGAGAAAGGAAGUGUGUGUUUCCUUCAGGGGGAAAUGAGAGCUCACACGUGUGCCCUUAGACAUCAGCAAGAGGAGGGUAAGAUCAUGACUUCCAUAUCCCUCCUCCUUCGAACCUCAGUGGUAUUCAACAAUGACAACACACUGUAUGCACAUAGACUUAUAGAUUAUUGUACAGGUCUCUCAGUGGAGGCGAUAUGUGCCAGCAAGAAUUUGUUUCCUUAAUGUUUUAUUUUUGUAAGCAUGUUUGUUUUCAUGGGGAAUCUUUGUGCUACAAAACCAAAUAAAUAUUUGAAAUUGACUUCCA